UCACAGCAUCACAACACCAGCUAACAACCAUUAGUCCUUGGUGUUCUGCAUUCACUUUUCAUGGCGCCCUCCUUCCCGCUCUCCUUUGCACCCCAAUCAGCCGAUGAAGCAACCGCACACAAGGAAAUCUAUGACCAACUCCGGCAAGCCGUGGAGACCUUCCCGACGGCGCCCAACAGCAGCACCAGCUUCACGUACAGUCGCCACCCCGACGGAUGGUACACGUUCCCGGAGGGGGUUGUGAGUGCCAUGGUCAUCAAGAGUCACCUUACGGCGCGCACCACCGACAUCUUUAUGGUCACCUUCCCUAAGUCCGGCACCACCUGGCUUAAGGCGCUCUUGCACUCGGCUCUCCACCGCAGGGCCGACGAUCUCGCGGCACACAGCCCCCACCAGCUCGUUCCUUUCCUUGAGACCCAGGUGUUCAUCAAAGAUCGGAUCCCUGACCUGAGCUCCCUCCCGGCGCCGCGGCUGUUGAUGACGCACAUCCCGUCCCAGUCGUUGCCGGACUCUGUUGCUGACUCCAGCUGCAAGGUGGUGUAUCUAUGCCGGGAUCCCAAGGACUGCUUCAUCUCGCUCUGGCAUUUCUUGAACAGGUUCAGGCCGUGGGACAUCAACGAGGCACACCGAAACUUCUGCGAUGGUGUCUCACUGUUUGGCCCGUACUGGGAGCAUGUCCUCGGCUAUUGGAGGUGGCACGUCAAGAGACCAAGCCAGGUACUCUUCUUGACCUAUGAGGAGCUCACUACCGAUACACUCGGCCAACUGAGACGCCUAGCCGAGUUCGUCGGACGCCCGUUCAUGGUGAAGGAGCAGGAGAUCGAAGUGGACAGAAAGAUCGUGGAGGCCUGCGCCAUGGAGAGCUUGUCGAGGUUGGAAGUGAACCAGUCGGGGACAACUGACAUGGUCGAUAAAACCUAUGCGAACAACAUAUUCUUCCGGCGUGGCGUGGUUGGUGAUUGGAGGAAUCACCUGACACCGGAAAUGGCGCGGAGGAUUGAUGAGAUUACAGAGAUCAAGUUUAAAGGAUCCGGCUUGCUGUUGCAUCCACAAUUUUUACAAGCAAAAAGAGAAUAAAAUGAACUAUUGACAAGUGAAGUGGAGGAACAUCUCAUGAUUGUACUUAUUUCUUUGCUUAAUGAAAAAAAAAUGCAAACCUCGUGUCUAUUUAUGAAAAUAAAAAGUGAAAACAUAGUAUGUACGUAUGUCUAUAAAUGAAAUUAUUGCAAGCUGCCUCAAAUAA
This is a messenger RNA of Oryza sativa Japonica Group (Japanese rice), 1243 nucleotides long. Its product is annotated as cytosolic sulfotransferase 5. Gene Ontology annotation, biological process: sulfation. Gene Ontology annotation, molecular function: sulfotransferase activity. The record is from RefSeq and is a predicted model, not a curated record. Gene Ontology annotation, cellular component: cytoplasm. Lineage: Eukaryota; Viridiplantae; Streptophyta; Magnoliopsida; Poales; Poaceae.